Messenger RNA from Lactuca virosa, 1734 nucleotides. NCBI's taxonomy places the organism in Eukaryota, Viridiplantae, Streptophyta, Magnoliopsida, Asterales, Asteraceae. The record is from the annotation of a GenBank genome assembly.
CAAAACCCUAGAUUUCAAAUUUGUCUUUGGAUUAACAAAAUCAGAAAGAUAAAAUACCAGCACAAAAGUUUUGAUUGGGAAAUGAGAGCAGAAAUUUGAAACCACACAAGCACUACGGAUUUAUCGUUCUCGACGAAUUUUGAUCAUCGAGUUCGGCAUCUCCGCCCAAUCAGAGUUGCAGCCCCUCUUCUCCUCCCUCCUCCGUCAGCUCGCCAAAUUUUUAUCUGCAAUUGAAUUUUUGUUAAUAUUUUUCUGUAACCCUACUUGUCCAUGCGCAUACAUCAUGUGUAUGAUUAAAAAUUCCGAGGAACAAAAACAAUGUACUAACAAUAAGUAGUUGAAAAUCGCCGAAGCAAUUUCGGUUUCUUGUGGUUUGCUUUUGUUUUACGAUCUAGGGUUUCUGGGUGUUUUUGAGAACCCAGGUUUCGGAGAAAUUUCGAGGGAGAUAGAAGUAUUUAGAGAUCAAUGGCUCAAAAUGGUCAGGGAAUAGACCCUGCCGUACUCGAUGAUAUAAUCAAUCGGCUAUUGGAGUUCCGGCUAGCGAGAACCGUCCGGCAGGUUCAGCUUUCGGAAGCGGAGAUCCGUCAACUAUGUGCCGCUGCUCGAGAAAUCUUUCUUCAACAGCCUAAUCUUCUAGAGCUCGAAGCUCCCAUCAAGAUUUGCGGUGACAUUCAUGGACAAUAUGGUGAUCUGUUAAGGCUGUUUGAAUAUGGAGGGUUUCCUCCAGAUGCAAAUUACUUGUUUCUAGGGGACUAUGUGGAUCGUGGGAAGCAGAGUCUUGAAACCAUAUGCCUUUUACUCGCCUACAAAAUCAAAUUCCCUGAAAACUUCUUCCUUUUAAGAGGAAACCAUGAAUGUGCUUCCAUCAACAGGAUCUAUGGCUUCUAUGACGAAUAUGACAAAAUACUAUGCAUGCAUGGUGGUCUUUCUCCUGAUCUUACAAACUUAGAUCAAAUAAGAAACUUACCUCGCCCCACUGAUGUUCCAGACACCGGUUUGCUUUGUGAUUUACUCUGGUCAGAUCCUAAUCGUGACAUUAAAGGUUGGGGAAUGAAUGAUAGGGGAGUUUCUUAUACUUUUGGUCCUGAUAAAGUUGCAGAGUUCUUAAUGCAGCAUGAUAUGGACCUUGUUUGUCGUGCUCAUCAGGUUGUAGAAGAUGGGUAUGAAUUCUUUGCUGAUAGACAGCUUGUUACUAUAUUCUCUGCUCCAAAUUAUUGUGGUGAAUUUGAUAAUGCUGGUGCUAUGAUGAGUGUUGAUGAGAGCUUAAUGUGUUCUUUCCAAAUCUUGAAGCCAGCUGAUAGAAAACCUAGAUUUUUAUAAUUCGGUGACUUGAAUUCUGCUGUAUUGGUGACCUGAAUUGAAGAUGGAUGACAGCAGGAGUGGUGUGUUGUGGUUUUCUGUGAAGAACAUGUUGGAAAGACCUUUUGUUGAAGUUUUUUCUGCUUUUAAGGUAAGGGGUAGUUCCAGGAUGACCACAAAAUGCUGCUACUUUUUUUUUUUUUUAUAUAUAUAUUUUUUCUUCCUAUUUAAAACACUAUUAAUGGAGUCUGUGGUUUUAAACCGUUGACAUAGCAAUUUAUGAUGAGACUGCAACUACAUUUGGGUUUGUAAAUUGCAAUGAUUGACACUGUACUACUACUAUUACUAUUACUACUACUAAUUGUUGUUAGACACCAAAGAAUUGUGAACUAAUCCAGAUAGAAAAUCUCUGGAGUUGGGUCUUUUAAAAAUGGG